UAAAUAUUGGACCUUAAAACUUCCCUGGUUCACUGUUGUGAGCCAAUUAACUUCCCCAUUAAAACCCGUUCUUGCAGAUGAACAAUAAUCUUACCUACGCCGUUGGAAGCAUUUUCAGUCCUUUGCCUAAAGGAGGCGUUAGUAGCUACUUUUCAGACAGAAUCGAAAAAUGUCUUCUACCGUGAGCCAAGCAUCUGAAGCCACUUCAGCAGAAGCUGAAAUACAGCCCUGUUCUGAAGUGCUAAAGCAGACGAGUCUCGAACUCCCGACUUAUUUGAGACCUUCCUCCUCUUUCAAAUCUCCCCGGCACUCGUCAAGCCCUAAGAACUUUACGGAUCUCACGUCUGUCAAUGACAAAACAAUUCACGACAAAAUGGACGCAGAUCCUCUGCCUGACGACGAAAUUAGGCCUCUGCUCUCUCCUCCGUCAGCUGACGCUAACUCUGUUGUUGGAGUUGUCAUCGAUGCAGGCGUUACACGGCCUUCAAAGAUGUCGAUAUUUUCUGUGCCUUAUGGAAGGCCUAGAAAGGAAAAAAGGGACAAACUAACAGAAUCAAAAUUUUCAAGCUCGGAUGACUUUCUACUAUGGGCAUGGGGUGGAUCAAGACAUUCGGGAGUUAUUUGUAUGGCAUUCUCAUCAUUUAUCUACAGUAUAAUGGGGCUUUUGGUGGAGAAUUUUGCAGUUACAGAAGUUCCAUCUUCCGAAACUAUAUUUAUAAGGUGUGCAGUCAUCCUUGUUGCUGCUUUUAUCUGGAUCAGGAAGACCGGACAACCUUUGCUUGGGUUACCUCAUGUUAGAGGCCUUCUGGUUGCUAGAACAAUUGCAGGAUAUCUGUCUCUUUUAGGAUUCUUUUACAGCAUUCAAGUGUUGCCCUUGCAUGAUGCCAUUGUGCUAAACUUUACAACCCCAUUUAUGGCAGCCAUUCUUGGAAGGAUCAUAUUGCAGGAGAAAUGGGGAGUUAUAGAAAUUGGAGGCACAGUUUGCAGCUUUCUAGGAGUUUUCCUUAUUUUCUAUCCUGUUCCUCUUUUACAAGGACAGACACCAGAAAGUAAAGCUUCAACUGGCCUAUACAAACCUGGAGAACAGAACUAUAUACAUGCAAUUCUAAUAACUCUAUUAUCUGCUGCAAGCGGAGGAGCCAAUUACUGUUUUAUACGGGCAGCAGCAAAGGCUUCUGAACAACCUAUGAUAACUGUUUUUGCAUUUGCAGCAUUUGCUUGUCCUGUAGCAGCAACUUGCAUGUUUUCCUUUCAGAAAUUUGUGGUUCCAGACAUUUUUGCAUUUAUUGCCAUGAUUAUCAUUGCUCUCUUGGCUUUUGUGGCAGAGGUGCUGCUUGCACGGGGACUGCAGCUUGAAAAGGCGUGCCGAGCAACAAGCAUUCUGUAUGUAGAGGCUCUUACAUCAUAUGUCUUACAACUUGUGUUCCUAGAACAAACUCCGUCAGUUGUCGGUCUUUCCGGAGCUGCACUUGUUUUUGUAUCAACCGUGACCAUAGCAUACUUUGGAAGAGAUAAGAUUUCAGAUUCUUAGUUGUAACUAUUGAUCACCACUCCUGGUGUAGGAUUAAUUUAUUAUGCAUUUAUAUUUAGAAGAUAAUUCAUUAUUAAUUAUUCUUUAUGGUCUACACUCUCAAUUUUUAUUGUAGAAAAUAUUCAUGUUGGCCAAUUUAAAUUUUGACCAGAGAAAAUACAUUGGCCGUUUAAUAAAUCUUUCUCAUCAAACAAGAGAUGGUAACAGUCACUUGUGCUCAGUCAAUUCAUUUAUAUUAGUAUAUUGUUUGCCAAA
Cryptomeria japonica (Japanese cedar) is the source of this 1786-nucleotide messenger RNA. Its product is annotated as probable transporter vicT. Lineage: Eukaryota; Viridiplantae; Streptophyta; Pinopsida; Cupressales; Cupressaceae. Gene Ontology annotation, cellular component: membrane. The record is from RefSeq and is a predicted model, not a curated record. The coding region runs from base 170 to 1531 and encodes 453 amino acids. The transcript has 10 exons.